Mercenaria mercenaria is the source of this 2228-nucleotide messenger RNA. Its product is annotated as inactive selenide, water dikinase-like protein. The record is from RefSeq and is a predicted model, not a curated record. Gene Ontology annotation, cellular component: cytoplasm. Gene Ontology annotation, biological process: L-selenocysteine biosynthetic process. The transcript has 8 exons. Bases 336 to 1295 code for a protein of 319 amino acids. Gene Ontology annotation, molecular function: ATP binding; selenide, water dikinase activity. Lineage: Eukaryota; Metazoa; Mollusca; Bivalvia; Venerida; Veneridae.
AAAGAAUCACGUUAAACUUAUCGACAUCCGGGCAUUUGCAAGUGCGCGUCACACAGUUUAGGGAGGUCGCCAUAUUUUACAGCGCAGUACAAAGAAUCUCAUCCUGACGCAUGGCAAUGGAACCUGCACCCGCAGUUGCACUGCGCCGUCCGUUUGAUCCUGCGGCACAUGAGUUGGAUCCUAAUUUCCGACUCACAAAGUUUGCUGACCUGAAGGGAUGAGGGUGUAAAGUCCCUCAGGAAGCACUGCUCAAGCUUCUUGAGGGGCUCCAACAGGACAGCAAUGCCCAGGCUCAGGAACAGGCGCAUUUCCAAUAUGUGGCCCAGAUCCCGCGCAUGGGGAUUGGUAUGGAUGCUUCGGUGACUCCACUUCGUCAUGGUGGUUUGUCCCUUGUGCAGACAACAGAUUUCUUUUAUCCAUUGGUGGAUGAUCCCUACAUGAUGGGCAAGAUAGCUUGUGCAAAUGUAUUGAGUGAUCUCUAUGCAAUGGGAGUGACAGACUGUGACAACAUGCUGAUGUUGCUUGCAGUCAGUCAAAAAAUGUCUGAGAAGGAACGAGAUGUUGUGGUGCCAAUGAUGAUGAGAGGAUUCAAAGAUCUGGCAGAGGAAGGUGGAACAUCGGUCACUGGUGGCCAGACUGUGCUGAAUCCCUGGUUAACUGUAGGUGGAGUUGGCACUACUGUUUGUCAGCCUAAUGAAUUCAUCAUGCCAGACAAUGCAGUCGUUGGAGAUGUUCUUGUCUUGACUAAACCUUUGGGAACACAAGUUGCAGUCAAUGCUUACCAGUGGUUAGACCAGCCAGAACGCUGGAACAGAAUUAAACUUGUAGUCACAGAGGACGAUGUUAGGAAAGCCUAUCAGCGUGCAAUGUUUAGUAUGGCAAGACUUAACAGAACAGCUGCCAGGCUGAUGCACAAGUUUAAUGCGCAUGGUGCCACUGAUGUGACAGGCUUUGGCUUGCUGGGUCAUGCGAAGAAUCUGUCCUCUAUCCAGAAGAAUGAGGUUUCAUUUGUGAUCCAUAACUUACCAGUAAUUGCUAAGAUGGCAGCCAUCAGUAAGGCAUGCGGGAACAUGUUUGGUCUUCUACAGGGACAGUCAGCUGAAACCUCGGGAGGACUGUUGAUAGCGUUGCCAAGGGAACAAGCUGCAGCCUUCUGCAAGGAUAUUGAAAAACAGGAGGGGUACCAGUCUUGGAUCAUCGGUAUUGUAGAGAAAGGGAACCGAACAGCACGCAUCAUUGACAAACCGCGAGUUAUUGAAGUACCUGCCAAAGACCGGGAAGGGGAACUGUGGUAGCAGAUGCCCAGACAUUUUAAAGACUACAGUCAUGUGUAUAUAAACAUUCCUUCAUGAAGCUUCUUUAUAAAAGUCCAUUUCAUUUAACGACUUACUAAAUCCAUUAGUUUUUUUUAAACGUUAAAUAUGAGAAAGGAGAAUGUGGAAGAGCAGCAAGAAAGCAACUUCUCUAGAUUUUAGUUACAGCAUUGAAUUUGUUUUUCUCCUAGGCCUAUACUUCCUGUUUAUAAGUAUUAUUUAGUUACUUUGUUAGUUACUUUGUUACUAUCUUGUCAGCUGAAUGAAUUUAUAUAAAUUAAGCAUUAUAUUGUUACUUUGUACAUGUUGUAGUAGAAUACCAAAAUUCAUUUGGUAAACUAUGCUAUUCAAUCUACUGAUCAUGUCAAUAUUCUUCACCAACAUAUGUUUGUUUUGUAUGCUUACAAUAAUUGGCUUUCUUCAUUAUACUUUUUCAUUGUAGUCAUUUCAUGUUUUUUUUUUUUUGAGUACUGACAGUGUAUGAGAUAGACAGUUGUUCCCAAAUUUCACCACCAUAUCCUAGAUCUUGUUGUUCAGCAUCGUAUCGAACAUCUGGCAAAUGUUGGAUACAUUCUGCACAUCAAACUUUGAUAUCAUUAUCACCAGGAGCCAUCUUUGGUGUACAAACGUGGAGAUUUUGAGCAGGUCUUUCACUGAUGUACAACAUUGAUGAGAUUCCUUCAGUGCUACUUCAUGUGCCAUUUCUCUCUGUUUGACGGCCCUUCAGAAAAAUACUUCAUGUGGAGGUAACUGAAGAGUCUGAGCAAAGGUAGAGGAGUGGAUACAGGGAGUGAUACUGUACCCAUCCUCAUUACAAUUCAACCAUUUUCAGUGGGAACUUCUUUUAUAUUUUCACAUCGUCAUAUUCAGCUCUGUCAAAUCUUUGUUUAAGAAAAGUAAAAAGCCAAGGAAGUA